AUGUUGACAGGCCCUUGCACAGCGCCCCCACUCACCCGCUGGGCCUCCACCCGCUAUAGGGCUGCGGGAGAAGCUGUGUACACUGUCCCCAGCUCCUGGCUGCACAUCUCAGAGAAUGACCAGCGAGUUCUGAGCUCUCUGGGCCCAGGCCCCAGGGCCCAGGCUCCAGAGCUGCCCCCACCAGACCCAGCUUUGCAGGACCUAUCGCUGACUAUCAUCUCUCCUUCCUCACCUACUUCCUCAGGAACCCCAGCUUUACCCAGCCACGUGUCCUCAGAGGAAAGUGGUGCCAGCAUCAGCCUUCUGCCUGCCCUGUCCUUGGCAGCUUCAGACCUAGUGCAGAAGAGCAGCUCCCAGGCUGUACCAGCCAUCUGUUCAGCCCAUGGCCCCCUGCCCCCUGGCUCCCCACACUCUAACCCUGUACCCAGUUCCCCACUCCUGAGCUGCACCCCAAGUCUGUCAUCCCUUGGCCAUGUAUCCAGCCCACAUCAGGCCACUGUGACCAAGGCCCAGAAACCCAGCCUGGAGUUCAAGGAGCUAGGGUUGCCCCUCAAGAACUGGCAUCACUCUCCAAGGACAAAAAACGCCACAGGAGCCCUGGAAUCCAGUCCCGUUUGGGACCCUCCAAAGAGGCAUCGUGAUGGUUCCGCCUUCCAGUAUGAGUACGAGCCACCCUGCACCUCCCUGUGUGCCCAAGUCCAAGCUGUCAGGCUUCCUCCCCAGCUCGUGGCCUGGGCCUUGCACUUUCUGAUGGAGCCACAGCCGGAGUCUGAGCUAACCCAGGUGUAAGAGAUCAUGUGGGCAUGUGGGCGGAUGUAUGCACACAGAUCCACGGCUGGAGACUGACAAACAGUGUUCCACACUCUGCUCCUUUGAGUUUUUUAAUAAAAUAAUCUCAUGCGGCAGGAAA
Molecule: messenger RNA, 910 nt
Organism: Canis lupus familiaris (dog)
Lineage: Eukaryota; Metazoa; Chordata; Mammalia; Carnivora; Canidae
Product: adrenocortical dysplasia protein homolog
Biological process (GO): telomere capping
Cellular component (GO): shelterin complex
Source: RefSeq, a predicted model, not a curated record